This is a messenger RNA of Eurytemora carolleeae, 1352 nucleotides long. RefSeq names its product arf-GAP with Rho-GAP domain, ANK repeat and PH domain-containing protein 1. The record is from RefSeq and is a predicted model, not a curated record. Gene Ontology annotation, biological process: signal transduction. The transcript has 15 exons. Bases 150 to 1337 code for a protein of 395 amino acids. Lineage: Eukaryota; Metazoa; Arthropoda; Copepoda; Calanoida; Temoridae.
UUGAUCUUGAUGUUGAUGAACUUGAUUUUGAUUUUGAUUUUGAUUUUGAUUUACAGGACCUGGUUGACCCUGUACCUCUUGCCCCUGGAAACAAUGAAGGGAAGAAACUAAAAAAAGUUCCUUCUGUCCGAGCUUUUUCUGUUGCCAGUAUGAACAAGUUGGGUAAACUACCUGAGUUAGCGGACAAUAUCAAGAGACGAAUGUCUGAUCAGCUGAAGCCGGUCAACCCAGGGCCCAGAUCCACUCCCCCGGGAUCCUACGCUCCAACCCUGAACCCUCAGGGUACUCCGAACGAUUCCGAUGACGACGAUAAUUCUGACACAAUGAGUGAUUUUACAACAACAAGAAGGACAUCAAUGUUUCUUCAAGAGAAUAAAUCUAAAAACAAUUCAGGAGCCAUCUUUGUAUUAUCCAGGAGGAAGAAGCAGUUCUAUUGUAAGUGGUGUGUACUAGGGGAAGGAUUACUAAAAUGGUUUAAUGAAGACACCUCUCUUGCCAGACCUAAGGAAACAAUUAUGCUAAGCAACAUAUUUUCUCUUACCAAGAGAACUGAGAAACAUAUUGGAACAUCUCAACAAGAAUUGUACUGCUUUGAUAUUGCAGUAGUUAAUUCUAAAGGUAAGUUCUGUGUAUAUAUGCUGGGACUGGAAAGUAACCUGGAACGCGAAGUAUGGAUGGAGAAAAUAGUUCAAAGUCUUGGUUCAAGAUUAUCAACUUUUAGUAUGGUGGGAUGCAAGCGUAUUGGCUGGGCUUACUUAAAGGCUGGGUUUGCAGCAGAAUGGAGUUUGGCCUGGCUCUAUCUUGCUGAUAGAUAUAUAGUGUACGCUACUCAGGAUAGCAUAGAGUUUGAAAAGAUCGAUCUCAAGAAAACGAAGGACGUGUUUGUGCGGAAGGACAGUAAGAACCUGUGCCUGCCCCUGGGGUUUACCAAUCAGCCAGUUCUUGUUUGUGAUUUCAACGAUAGAUCUUUAUAUAUUCUACUGGGUGUAGUGGAUGAAGUAGAAGUUUGGAGAUCUCAUAUAGAAGAUAUUGCAUUUACCAACAAUAAUAUACUUGCAGACCAACAGGUGACACAUGAAGAUGUUCCUGUAAUAGUAGACAAGUGUGUUAAGUUCGUAUUUAGCCAUGGUGUGAUGACAGAGGGUAUAUAUAGACUAGCAGGGGUAAACACUAAAAUAAACAAACUACUUUCACAAUUCAGGAGUAAUGCUUGGGCUGUCCAGAUUAGUAGAGAGAACUUUAGUGAGCACGAUGUUGCAAAUGUUCUUAAACGUUUUGUCAGACAACUAGAUAACCCAUUGUUAACCCACUCUUAUAUAUUUAGACAACUAGAUUAACCAUUGUUAACCAAC